This is a messenger RNA of Penicillium alfredii, 2364 nucleotides long. Its product is annotated as mismatch repair ATPase MLH1. Gene Ontology annotation, biological process: mismatch repair. Bases 1 to 2364 code for a protein of 787 amino acids. Lineage: Eukaryota; Fungi; Ascomycota; Eurotiomycetes; Eurotiales; Aspergillaceae. The record is from RefSeq and is a predicted model, not a curated record. Gene Ontology annotation, molecular function: mismatched DNA binding; ATP-dependent DNA damage sensor activity; ATP hydrolysis activity. Gene Ontology annotation, cellular component: MutLalpha complex. The transcript is spliced from 4 exons.
AUGGCGGACGAGAUGGAUAUUGAUAUAAUUGAACAGCGUGGUACGAAGCGCCCAGCUGAGGGAGCGGAAGCUCAUGGACCCUCCAAGCCAAAGAGAAUCAAGGCCUUGGAUCCCGAUGUCGUGAACAAGAUUGCAGCAGGCGAGAUUAUCGUCGCCCCGAUGCACGCGUUGAAGGAGCUGAUCGAAAACGCCGUUGAUGCGGGCUCUACCGCAAUAGAGGUUCUUGUCAAGGACGGAGGACUGAAGCUGCUACAAAUCACCGACAACGGCCAUGGAAUUGAUCGAGACGAUCUCCCUAUUCUUUGUGAGAGGUUCACUACUUCCAAGCUCAAAGAGUUCGAGGAUCUUUCGUCCAUCGGCACGUAUGGGUUCCGCGGCGAAGCACUAGCGAGUAUCAGUCAUAUCGCUCACUUGACUGUCACAACUAAGACAGCCGGGUCCAGCUGUGCAUGGCGGGCUCAUUAUGGCGACGGGAGGCUGGUUCCUGCGAAACCGGGGCAAAAUGCCGCGCCCAAGGCCACGGCAGGUCGAGGAGGAACUCAGAUUACUGUCGAGGAUCUCUUCUACAAUGUCCCCACUCGUCGCCGAGCCUUCCGCUCAACGAGUGAAGAAUACGCCAAGAUCCUCGAUGUAGUCGGCCGGUAUGCAGUGCACUGUUCCGGGGUCGCUUUUUCAUGCCGUAAACACGGGGACUCAGGCGUGAGCAUAUCAACCGCGGCCAGUGCCAGUAUAGUUGACCGAAUCCGCCAAAUCCACGGUAGUGCCGUCGCGAAUGAAGUCGUCGAGUUCGAAGCCGCAGACAAGAAGCUUGGGUUUCGGGCCUCGGGCAUGGCGACAAAUGCCAACUACCACGUCAAGAAGACAACAAUAUUGCUCUUCAUCAACCACCGUGCAGUGGAAUCAACUUCAGUCAAGCGCGCAGUGGAGCAGACAUACUCUGCAUUUUUGCCAAAAGGCGGGCAUCCAUUCAUCUAUCUCGAUCUGGCGAUUGAGCCUCACCGCGUCGAUGUCAACGUACAUCCAACGAAACGGGAGGUGAACUUUCUUAAUGAGGACGAGAUCAUCGAACUGGUCUGCAACGAAAUCAGAUCAAAACUCGCACAAGUAGACUCGAGUCGAACAUUCUUGACUCAAAGUCUUCUGCCGGGAGUCCAGACGAUUGAAUCCCUUCAAGACACAUCUCACGAAGGCGCAGCCGAGAGUGCCAAAGGAGGCAUAACGCCCAAAACGCCCGCGACAUCUAAAAGACCCUACGAAAACAAUCUCGUUCGGACAGACUCCAAAGUCCGCAAGAUCACCUCCAUGCUGGCCCCAACUCCAUCCAAAGACCCAUCUCACCCCGAUGACACUGAACCCGGCAAUGCCACUCCUUCGAUUGUAGACGAAGGUCUCCAAUACGAAACCACCGACCGCCAACCGCUCCGCAUCGCUCUGACGUCUGUGAAAAGCCUGCGUGCUUCCGUCCGCGCGACAAUGCACAAUACUCUCACCGAGAUGUUCGCCUCACAUACAUACGUCGGACUAGUCGACGAGCGCCGGCGCCUCGCAGCCAUCCAAUCCGGGGUCAAACUAUACCUCGUCGACUACGGGCUCGCAUGCAACGAGUUCUUCUAUCAAAUCGGACUCACAGAUUUCGGAAACUUCGGCGUCAUCCGACUAGAUCCGGCGCCAAAGCUGGUGGAUAUACUCAGGAUAGCAGCAGAAACAGAACGGCAAGAACACCUAGAUAAAAACCAAGAAAAGCGCCCAAAAAAGCAUCAGCAGAAACAACGACAAGAAGAUGAUGAAAAAGAGGCAGAUACCAUCUUCGCCAACGCACCAGAAAUGGUUUCCCGCACGCUCAUCGAGCGCCGCGAAAUGCUGAACGAGUACUUCUCACUCCAGAUCAGCGCCGAGGGCGAUCUGCUCACGAUCCCGCUUCUGUUAAAAGGUUACGUCCCCUCGCUAGCCAAACUCCCUCGGUUUCUGCUUCGGCUCGGGCCCUAUGUCGACUGGAGCGGCGAAGAGGAAUGUUUCCGCACGUUUCUGCGCGAACUUGCUGCGUUCUAUACCCCGGAGCAACUCCCUGUUUCGUCUUCCAGACAUGCGACUACGAAUUCUGCGUCUGGGGUAGCAAGCACUGAUGCGAUACACUCUGGUGCUCCUCAGACCACGGAAGAGGAUGAAGAGGAUGAUGGUGGUGAGGGUGAUGAAGGUGAAGGUAAUUCCUUCAUCCAGGCUCGUCGGGCACAGAUGGUCCGCAUGCUCGAGUAUGCUAUUUUCCCGGCUCUGCGGGCUCGGCUGGUUGCCACGUCGCGGAUGCUGCGCGGGGUGGUGGAGGUUGCUGAUUUGAAGGGGCUGUAUCGGGUGUUUGAGCGGUGCUGA